AUGUGUCUACAGUCAAAAACCCUACCCGAAGGGAAGAAAGAAAAAAGAAGCCUCUUUUACCCUCCUAAAGUUUAUCCUAAGCAUAAUCAAAAGCAAAGCAAAGACAACAUCCGACGCCAAGCUCCGCCAGCGCUGAUCUCCGCUCUCGACAACGCCGGUCUCCACCCUUGCGACCUCCGAUCUCCUCCAUACUUCAGAUUAAAAAUGGAUGAUACAAUGAAGAAAUUUCAAGGAAAGCUGAUUGAGAUCGAGACUGAAGCAGAGGAACUUUUACUUGCAAGGCACCAGUUAGUCGAGAAUGACAGAUUGAGAAAUGGGAACAGGGAAGCAUUGACUGCACUAAGGAAAAGAGCCCGAACAACAAAAACAAGUGUCCCUUCACCAUUUGAGUUAUUGAUGAAGGAAGUUGACCAGUCAAAGCCUCUGGUUAAAGAGAUAUGUGCAACUUGUGGGAAUCAUGACUCUAAUGACAAAACAUGGAUGAUGUUCCCAGGAACUGAUAUAUUUGCUCGGGUCCCAUUUCAUGCAGCUCAUACUAUCUUGGAGAAAGAUCAAACGAAGCUAGAUUUUGAUGUUAAAAAACUACAAAGUUAUGUAAAGGAGAAGUCGCUCUUCAUAUCAGAACAAGGUGUUCUUGCUGAUAAGAUUGGACCAGGGGUAUUAAAGUCAUUAGUCACAUUACAAGAUAAACCAAGGUGAAUUUGUUGAUUCAACAACCUUUUGCAGAAGAAAGAAAAUGAUCACAAACAAACAAGUGAAAAGAAGUAACAAAACUGAAUGGUUAUGAUUCUUUUCUACAUAUUGGAAUUAUGUAUCAAUUAAUGAAAAAACGCUUUUUUUGCUCAUGCUUGAAAAAAAGAAUUAAAGAUUUGUGAUGUUUAUUUCUAUGCUAACUAAAUUCAACCGGUUCUUGCUAUGGG
Molecule: messenger RNA, 920 nt
Organism: Lactuca virosa
Lineage: Eukaryota; Viridiplantae; Streptophyta; Magnoliopsida; Asterales; Asteraceae
Source: the annotation of a GenBank genome assembly